GCAAGGAAUAAUGAAUAAAGAAACCACAUACACUACCUAGUACCUACCUCUGCAUCCAGUCCACUGACUCUCUCUCUCAUUUAGUCCAUCUUCAACCCCGCAAUCUUUUCUUCACUUCCCCUUCGCUUCAACUUAAACUUAAAUUAUGACUUGUUUUACUCAUGUUCUUGGUGCUCUCGCCAUCAUUCUACAGAGUCUACUACUUGCACUGGUUUGUGGGGAGGGACAUGUGAAGACAUGCCGAUCCUAUUGUGGAAACAUAACGGUGGACUAUCCAUUCGCCACCCAAUCUGGAUGUGGCCACUUCGGUUUCAGGGACCUACUCUUCUGCGUAAACGACGUUCUCAUGUUUCACAUUAACUCCGGGUCGUAUCGUGUGCUGGAGGUAGACUACGCCUACAAGUCAUUAACACUCCACGAUCCGGGCAUGUCUACAUGCGAGUCGAUUGUGCGAGGAGGCAAGGGCAAUGGGUUUGUGCUGGAGUCAUGGCGAGCUCCUUACCUGAAUCCUGCACCAGACAACGUGUUCAUGCUGAUAGGCUGCACCCCAGAAUCCCCUCUUUUCCAGGGCUUCCCAGGGAAGCACUUGCCUUGUCGUAAUGUGUCUGGAAUGGGGUGUGAGGAGUACUAUGGCUGCCCAGCAUGGGACCCAGGUCCCAAACAUGUGGGCUUGAUCUAUAGCAUGAGCCCGCCGGAGUGCUGCUCUGUGUCGUUCCAGGCCAUUCGUGCUAUCAAUCUUACCAAGCUCCAGUGCCAGGGAUACAGCAGUGCCUACAGCCUCGCCCCAUUGCGACUGGCGGGGCCUAGCGACUGGUCGUAUGGGAUACGUGUGAUGUAUUCGGUGCCGGGCGACUCCGCAUUCUGUCGAGCCUGUGAGGCAACGGGCGGUACAUGCGGCCACGAUAGCGUUGCGGGUGGAGAUCUGUGCUUAUGUGGGGAUUGGAAUUCCACCACGAAUUGCGAUUCAGUUUCCAAAUCAGGUGGUGAACCAUCAAUGUUGUCGUUAAUGGACGCAUUGACAGGGUUGUUGAUUUGUAUGGUUAUAUGGAUGAAUACCAUCAAAGAUUUUGAUGAAGCGUUGAGUACUCUCUGGUCAAGAGCAUUUUGAGUGACCAAUUUCAGAUGUCUCAAAUCUCUACUUGCAUUUCACCAAAAAAAAAAAAAAAACUCUACUUGGAGAGAUUAUUGAGUGCCUAAUUAAGACAUUUUUUGUAGGGCAUUUUCCCCAUUUUUCUAUUAUAAUAUAUAAUACAUGUAUUUGGCAUCGAGAGAUUUUUUUUUUUUUAAAUUUAUUUAUUCAUAUCCCUACUAUAUGGAAACAAUUGGGGAGGUAACAUCGACGGCAAUUUGUUGGCCCAUUUAAGAGAUAUAUGAUGGAAUGAGAUGUUUGAUGCAAAAGCA
This is a messenger RNA of Nelumbo nucifera (sacred lotus), 1401 nucleotides long. RefSeq names its product wall-associated receptor kinase galacturonan-binding protein. Lineage: Eukaryota; Viridiplantae; Streptophyta; Magnoliopsida; Proteales; Nelumbonaceae. The record is from RefSeq and is a predicted model, not a curated record. Gene Ontology annotation, molecular function: polysaccharide binding.